GCAUUUGAUAACUUUACAAUGAAUCGACAUCAACAACGAAACUUAGACUAACACAUCUUUUUUUUCAACAAAGAUCAUAUAAAGUGAGAUCUUAAAGGCAAAUCAAUCACAAGUAACGAUUAUUCAAACGAAUGCAUCGUUAAGCACGCCGAUCCUGAAACAGAACCUUUUUUUCUCCCUUUCAGUCAAAGUCAACCAAGUUGACGAACGGAGGGAGAUGAUACGAGUAUUGCACACACCGUCAGUGAUUUAAAGGGGCGAGUGAGACCUCAAAUAGUGGACGUCCUUUGUAGGCCGUAAUCUAUCUCACUUGACAUUUGAUAUUCAACUUCUGCGGCUGUAAACCAGUUCUGAUAGCUCACCUUAAUAACUCGCCGUCCAUCAUGGCGAUUCCGACGGGCGCUGCUGCCUACAAGAAAAAAGAUGGCGUCUUAACCCUCACGCCCGACCAGAAAUCCGUCAUUUGGACACCAAAUACGGCACCUAGCGGCCCACCAACAGUUUCGGUAACCAUAGCGAAUAUAACUAAUCUCCAACAGACCCCGGAUAGUGCCCCCAAGGUCAUGCUGAAGAUAUACGAUUCGCCACCAAAAGGACCCGAGCAGACUUUUCUCUUCCAUUUCAACUCACCCUCUAACCCAAGAGCUGAAGCGAAUGUGAUAAGAGAUCUCUUAUCCACACUCCUCGCUGCCGCCAAGAGCAAAGAUCCUAAUGUACCGAAACCAACCGCUACUCCCGCUGGAGGUAGUGGCUCAUCAUCUAUGGCUAUUGCAAACGCUGCAACAGCUAAAUCAGUCGCUGCGCGUUUAUUUGAUGACGAGGCUCUAAAAAACGACAUAGCACUUCAACAGUCACUCAUGAAGGCGGAUCGCCCCCUUUUCCAAAUGUACAUGGAGGGUCGCAAGACGAAACCAGAUUCUAUGUCGGAUGGCACAUUUAAUACGCAAUUUUGGUCCACGCGCAUCAACAUACUUCGAGCGCACGCAAUCGAGAAUAACCAGAAGAAGGGACCCUACAAUGUCUUGGCUCAAGUAAAGCCUACCAUGCAGCAAAAUGCUGAUCCCAACAAACCUAGCGAACUGAAGAUGAAGUUCAGUGUCGAGCAGAUUCAGAUGAUUCUUGCGCAGCAUCCGCUCGUCAAGCGUAUCUACAAUGAACAUGUCCCUCCUUUAGGGCAAAAUGAGUUCUGGGAGAGGUUUUUCCUCAGCAAGUUAUCGAAAAAACUCAGAGGAGAACGUGUUACUGAGGCGGACUCAGCUGACAAGAUUUUCGACAAGUACGAUGAAUACGACGAUAUCCGAGCCUUCAAUAGCAAGCUAUUAUCGCAACACGUACCACAUAUCAUUGACAUAGAGGGUAACGAAGAGAACCAGGGUGGUUUCAGAAGUGGAAACCGAAAGGAUGUGGAGAUGCGACCGAGAGGAAGAAAAGAUGUUCCCAUCAUCCAAACUUUGAACAGCAUCAGCGAAAAACUACUCGCUAAUUCCUUGCCGGCGGACAACGACGCCACAAAUCCGGUAGAAUUAGAUGAUACCUACCAAGAACUUGCUUUACGCGAUCUUCGGGGAGACGUGGAAGAGAAUCGUAUAAUCCUUAACAUCAAAGAGCAAAGCCAAUUCUUUUCAAGCGAAGCUAACACCGUUUCUGAGACAACUACUAUUUUCGCCAAGCAGAAGCCAUCUAAGGUUAUUAAGGAUGUGCAAGGCGAUCUGAAAAGCCUUAAGUAUAGCGCCGGUGGUGUUGAUCUCCACACUUCACUAGGCAUUGACGACGAUAGCGAUAGCGAAGACGAAGGAGAAAGGUCAGCCCAUGUAGGGUCCAGAGCAUCACGAAAAGCCGCACAGAAGCAGAUACUUGAGAGCAUGUCACAAAGGAGGGCACAAUUAUUUGGCGUUGAUUCAGAUGAGACAUCGCCUAUGGGGUUGCCUCCUGACGUUACUCAAAUCUGCAACCUGACCCAUGCUACUACCAUUGAGUUCCUACACCAAUUCUGGUCGGCGUUUCUCUCUGGUGACCCAGACCGAGCUGUUGAGCUUGGAUAUCUUGCCGAGGCUUUGAAACGAUCAAAAGAGAGGAUAGAUGCCGUUGCAACCGAGGCUGACAAAGCGCGAGACGAACAGAUUAGGAAGAAGAAAGAGGAAAUCUACCAGGUUUAUGAGCGAACUAAGCGAAAGCUUAAGUUCAACUCGAAGUCUAUUCGAGGUGGUAGAGAGGCCGUGCUCAAGCUUAUGGGUCCUACUAUACAGUCCUUAGAUAAAGCCAUAGCUGAUUACCAAAGAGCAUUGGCUGCGGAGGGUAUCCAAGCAAGUACAGAAUGAAGACGGAAUUCUCCGAGCGUCUAGGCGUUCUGGUAGGAUGAAUACGGAAAAUCGACGGCAUACAUUUGCUUUCAUAAGGAGCUAGGUAGUUGUAUGUCAUUAUGAUACCAGUUGUCCACGACAAUUAAUAGACUCUUUGCAUUUCA
Messenger RNA from Hypoxylon trugodes, 2464 nucleotides. RefSeq lists its product as uncharacterized. The record is from RefSeq and is a predicted model, not a curated record. Gene Ontology annotation, cellular component: transcription factor TFIIH holo complex; transcription factor TFIIH core complex. Gene Ontology annotation, biological process: transcription by RNA polymerase I; nucleotide-excision repair; transcription by RNA polymerase II. Bases 384 to 2318 code for a protein of 644 amino acids. Lineage: Eukaryota; Fungi; Ascomycota; Sordariomycetes; Xylariales; Hypoxylaceae. The transcript is spliced from 2 exons.